CCGAAGGGGUGAGGGUAGUAGCCUCUGUGAACCCUUUAUCUACUGGGUCUGUCAAAGCGACCCGGGGCUGCGAUCAGCUUCCUGCUCCACGACAGCUGCAUGCGUGUCUUGUGGGAGCAGACCUAGGUCUCCAAGACCUUCGGCCACGCGGGUCCGGACGAUGUGCAGCCAGAUACCAACUCGGGUUUGGCCCACGCCUGUUCCCCAGUGACAGCCCUCCUCCCUAUUUGCGUUUAGCACUAGCCGCAGGGGUUUUUGCAUUCGGCCCCCCAAGUGUCAACCCGCACCGAAAUGGAGUGAACCAUAUGGAAUCGGACAAAGGUGAAGGGAUGAGCUGUCCCUUUCCCCCCAACACAUCGCUUGACAUCUGAAGAAGUAUUUGAUAUGGAUGGGAUACCCAGGGUUGAUGUUUUGAAGAACCAUUUAGUAAAAGAAGGUCGGGUAGAUGAAGAAAUUGCCCUUAGAAUUAUCAACGAGGGUGCUGCCAUCCUUCGGAGAGAGAAAACUAUGAUAGAAGUAGAAGCUCCAAUUACAGUGUGUGGUGACAUCCAUGGCCAAUUUUUUGAUCUGAUGAAACUUUUUGAAGUAGGAGGAUCACCUGCUAAUACACGAUACCUUUUCCUUGGUGACUAUGUGGACAGAGGUUAUUUUAGUAUAGAGUGUGUCUUAUAUUUAUGGGUCUUGAAGAUUCUAUACCCAAGCACAUUAUUUCUUCUGAGAGGCAACCAUGAAUGCAGACACCUUACUGAAUAUUUUACCUUUAAGCAGGAAUGUAAAAUUAAAUAUUCAGAAAGAGUCUAUGAAGCUUGUAUGGAAGCUUUUGAUAGCCUGCCUCUUGCUGCACUUUUAAACCAACAGUUUCUUUGUGUUCAUGGUGGACUUUCACCAGAAAUACACACACUGGAUGAUAUUAGGAGAUUAGAUAGAUUCAAAGAGCCACCUGCAUUUGGACCAAUGUGUGACUUGCUAUGGUCUGAUCCUUCUGAAGAUUUUGGAAAUGAAAAAUCACAGGAACAUUUUAGUCACAAUACAGUUCGGGGAUGUUCUUAUUUUUAUAACUAUCCAGCAGUGUGUGAAUUUUUGCAAAACAAUAAUUUGUUAUCGAUUAUUAGAGCUCAUGAAGCUCAAGAUGCAGGCUAUAGAAUGUACAGAAAAAGUCAAACUACAGGGUUCCCUUCAUUAAUAACAAUUUUUUCGGCACCUAAUUACUUAGAUGUCUACAAUAAUAAAGCUGCUGUAUUAAAGUAUGAAAAUAAUGUAAUGAAUAUUCGACAGUUUAACUGUUCUCCACAUCCUUACUGGUUGCCUAAUUUUAUGGAUGUCUUCACAUGGUCCUUACCAUUUGUUGGAGAAAAAGUGACAGAAAUGUUGGUAAAUGUUCUGAGUAUUUGCUCUGAUGAUGAACUGAUGACUGAAGGUGAAGACCAGUUUGAUGAACGGCUCAUAUAUGGCAAUAAAAAAGUAGGUUCAGCUGCAGCCCGGAAAGAAAUCAUAAGAAACAAAAUUCGAGCAAUUGGAAAGAUGGCAAGGGUCUUCUCUGUUCUCAGGGAGGAGAGUGAAAGUGUGCUGACACUCAAGGGCCUGACUCCCACAGGGAUGUUGCCUAGUGGAGUGUUGGCUGGAGGACGGCAGACCCUGCAAAGUGCCACAGUUGAGGCUAUUGAGGCUGAAAAAGCAAUACGAGGAUUCUCUCCACCACAUAGAAUCUGCAGUUUUGAAGAGGCAAAGGGUUUGGAUAGGAUCAAUGAGAGAAUGCCACCCCGGAAAGAUGCUGUACAGCAAGAUGGUUUCAAUUCUCUGAACACCGCACAUGCCACUGAGAACCACGGGACUGGCAACCAUAGUGCCCAGUGACCCACAGCUUCCCAGGGACUCUCACCUCUUGGGCUCCAAAUGGACAGAUCAUCUGAGGAACUGGAGGAGUUGGUCAAGCUGACUGUAAAUGUCACGGUCCCUCUGGAGAAACCAUUGUGCUUUUGAGACUCUAGCCCCCUUCCUGGAUGGUGGCUUGAGGGCCCUGGGACAUGUUGUGCUUUCUGAUAGCAUUGAGUCAUCGCUGCCAAGGUGGACAGCAGUGAGCAAGGGGCUUGGGGCAAUUUCCAGUGGAGGACAAUUACACCUCCAUUUAUGCUUGUGGUUCACACAUUUAAGUUUACAAGAGAUUUCAUUUUUCCCUCAGUAGAGUUAGAUUUUGUUUUCAACCAUGAGUUCAAAUGCAAUCCUAAGAGCUAGUGUGGACUUUUUUAUUUUCUCAUGAAAUGUCUUUAAAGGAUGAAUUAGCAUGGUCUUAAAAUACAUUUCUAAGGUUACUAAGUUGUAUUUUGAAUUACGGACAAAAUGCUGAGAAACCCAGUUGGCAUCUAUACAGAAUGCUGACUUCAGGUCUACAGUUCUUAAAUGUGGCUAAUUCUGUAACAGUCUUGGGUUUUCAGUUAUGAAUGCAGAACCUAUUUCUAGGCAGAUUCUCUUACUUGAACACAAAUCCAAAAACUAAUUUAGGAUCUUUUUUGCCCAGAUCUUUUGAGAUUUACACCCCAGAGAUUUAAGAAGAAAACCUCUAAAUUUCAAAAUAAUGAAGAAUUACAGAAUUGCUCAUUUAAGGUACUUUAAAAGAAGUUUGUACAUUGUCAAAGUAAAUUUUCAAAUCAUGUCUGUAAAACUUGAUGUAUUUUGUGUAUGCAUGUUUUCAUUUUGCAAAUAUUUAAUAUAUAGACCUAUGAUGUACAGGUACGACAUGUAUAGGUUACCUAGAUGUUAUGAAAAAAUUUAGUUUAUUGUGAGUACUCAAGUUACUUAAAAAGCCACCAGGGUGAUUUGCUGAUGGCUUUCUAUCAUUUUUAUGUUUUGAUGCAAAGGAAAUUUUAAAAAUGUUCUGAAAGUGUUUUUGAUUAAGCAAUGCAGUAUAGAAGCAAUGGUCUGUUCAAUCAUUCAGAUGUUAGUGGAAGCAUAAAAGUCAAGACUGCAUGUUGAACAUUUUCUUUUGAUAGUUACAGAACUGCUUGGUUAAACUAAAUGGAACCAUGUGCUGACUUUUCACAACUAUUGAUCUGUAUUGAUUGCCACUGUAGUUUGGUAUUUCUUUUUGCUUUGGUGGCCUGCUUCCCUUAUGCCCUGGAAUACAACUCA
Messenger RNA from Condylura cristata (star-nosed mole), 3126 nucleotides. It is a transcript of the gene PPP3CB, whose product is annotated as protein phosphatase 3, catalytic subunit, beta isozyme. Gene Ontology annotation, molecular function: calmodulin binding; calmodulin-dependent protein phosphatase activity. The transcript has 15 exons. Gene Ontology annotation, biological process: calcineurin-mediated signaling. Gene Ontology annotation, cellular component: cytoplasm; calcineurin complex. Lineage: Eukaryota; Metazoa; Chordata; Mammalia; Eulipotyphla; Talpidae. Bases 385 to 1854 code for a protein of 489 amino acids. The record is from RefSeq and is a predicted model, not a curated record.